Molecule: messenger RNA, 5265 nt
Organism: Physeter macrocephalus (sperm whale)
Lineage: Eukaryota; Metazoa; Chordata; Mammalia; Artiodactyla; Physeteridae
Gene: JARID2
Product: jumonji and AT-rich interaction domain containing 2
Exons: 16
Coding region: 596-3871 (1091 amino acids)
Biological process (GO): regulation of gene expression; chromatin remodeling
Cellular component (GO): chromatin; nucleus
Molecular function (GO): DNA binding
Source: RefSeq, a predicted model, not a curated record
CUUGUAUAAAAGCAGAGUCCAUUUAAAGUUGGGCUGGAUAGCCUCUCUCUCAUUGGUUAGGGGGCUUGGAAAAAAGAGACUCGGCGAGCCCUCGCUGUGGUGCUGCCGCCGCCGCCGCCGCCGCCGCUGGAGUUGACUCUUCUGCUCGCACUGCUGCUGCAGCACAAACGUGACUUCCAACAUUUUUUAUUUAUCUUUCCUUUUUCUUUUCCAAGAUGUAACUACGGAUCAGACACUAAGGACCUUCACGUUUUGCUGAUGUAGUUUUUGGAGGAAAAAGGGGGGGGAGUGAAGGGCGUCGGUUUUUUUUUUUGUGUGUGUGUGUUUCGGGGGAAAUUUUCCAUUAUGAGUGUUUUACUAAAGUGAAAUUUUUUUUUUGUUUGCUUCGUCUUUGGCUUUUUUUUUUCCUUCCCAAUUUCGGAUUUAUUUCAAGGCGAAUCGGGCUUUGGGGGAAGAGGAAGAAAAGUCGGAUUCCAAGAUCAACCACCACCAACAACAACAAUAAAAACCACCAGGAUAUUUUUUUGCAAAUUUCUGACGGCUUUAAAUUCAUGAAGCAAUUGUCCCCUUUUGCAAUCAGCAUUUGGAUCUCAGAAUGAGCAAGGAAAGACCCAAGAGGAAUAUCAUUCAGAAGAAAUACGACGACAGUGAUGGGAUUCCGUGGUCAGAAGAAAGGGUGGUGCGUAAAGUCCUUUAUUUGUCUCUGAAGGAGUUCAAGAACGCCCAGAAGAGGCAGCAUGGUGAAGGCAUUGCUGGGAGCCUGAAAGCAGUGAAUGGGCUCCUUGGUAAUGGCCAGUCUAAGGGAUUAGGACCAGCAUCAGAACAGUCAGAGAAUGAGAAGGACGAUGCAUCCCAAGUGUCCUCAACUAGCAACGAUGUUAGUUCUUCAGAUUUUGAAGAAGGGCCGUCGAGGAAAAGGUUAGUACCCAAGGCUGAAAAUAUUGGUGCCUUAAACCAGGGACUUCAAACUAGGUGCCAGUUUUGUCCACGUGGGAACAAACUUGGACGCCCACAGCGGACAGCUACACCUCUGGGCGUGGCGUGUGACCAGCAUCUGAGCCACGUCUCUAAGGUCGGCGGAGUCACUCGAAUGUCAUCUCUGGGUACAAGUGCAGCCAGUGCCAAAAAGAUGCGCGAAGUCAGACCUUCACCGUCCAAAACUGUGAAGUACACUGCAACAGUGACGAAGGGGACUGUCACAUACACCAAAGCCAAGAGAGAACUGGUCAAGGAAACCAAACCUAAUCACCACAAGCCCAGUUCAGCUGUCAACCACACAAUCUCAGGGAAAACUGAAAGUAGCAAUGCAAAAACCCGAAAACAGGUGCUAUCCCUCGGGGGGGCGUCCAAGUCCACCGGGCACACCGUCAAUGGCCUCAAGGUCAGCGGCAGGUUGAACCCAAAGUCAUGCACUAAGGAGGUGGGGGGGCGGCAGCUGCGGGAGGGUCUGCGGAACUCCAAGCGGAGGCUGGAAGAGGCGCCCCCGGCCGACAAGCCGCAGUCGCCCCCCAAGAAGAUGAAGGGGGAGGCGGGUGCUGCGGAGGGUCCCGGCAGGAAGGCGGCCCCGGACCCCGCGGAGAAGGCGCCGCCUGGCGGCCACGGGAAGAAGGAGGUGCCCGAGCGGAGCCUGGAGAGGAACCGGCCGAAGCGGGUGACGGCCGGCAAGGGCCCGCCGGGCAGACAAGCACACGGCAAGCCGGACGGCGCCCCCUGUGAAAAUCGUUCUACCUCGCAAUCGGAGCCCCUGCCCCGGCCGCACGAGGCGGCGGCCAAGGCCGAGAAGGGGGCCGGCAGGGCCGGGUGGGCGGCCAUGGACGAGAUCCCCGUCCUGCGGCCGUCGGCCAAGGAGUUCCACGACCCGCUCGUCUACAUCGAGUCGGUGCGCCCUCAGGUGGAGAAGUACGGCAUGUGCAGGGUGAUCCCGCCCCCGGACUGGCGGCCCGAGUGCAAGCUCAACGACGAGAUGCGCUUCGUCACGCAGGUCCAGCACAUCCACAAGCUGGGCCGGCGCUGGGGCCCCAAUGUGCAGCGGCUGGCCUGCAUCAAGAAGCACCUCAGAUCUCAGGGCAUCACCAUGGACGAGCUCCCGCUCAUAGGAGGCUGUGAGCUCGACCUGGCCUGCUUCUUCCGGCUGAUUAACGAGAUGGGCGGCAUGCAGCAGGUGACUGACCUCAAGAAAUGGAACAAACUAGCAGACAUGCUGCGUAUCCCCAGAACCGCCCAGGACCGGCUGGCCAAGCUCCAGGAGGCCUACUGCCAGUACCUGCUCUCCUAUGACUCCCUGUCCCCCGAGGAGCACCGGCGCCUGGAGAAGGAGGUGCUGAUGGAGAAGGAGAGCCUGGAGAGGCGCAAGGGGCCCCUGGAGGGCCACACGGAGCAGGACUGCAGCCGCUUCCACCCGCUGCCCCGCUUCGAGCCCAAGAACGGGCUCAUCAAUGGCGUGGCCCACAGGAACGGCUUCCGCAGCAAGCUGAAGGAGGUGGGCCCCGCACAGCUCAAGACGGGGCGGCGGCGACUCUUUGCUCAGGAAAAGGAGGUGGUGAAGGAGGAGGAGGAGGACAGAGGCAUCCUCAGCGACUUCCACAAGUGUAUAUAUAAGGGGAGGUCUGUUUCCUUAACGACUUUUUACCGAACAGCAAGAAAUAUCAUGAACAUGUGCUUCAGCAAGGAGCCCGCACCAGCUGAAAUCGAGCAAGAGUACUGGAGGCUCGUGGAGGAGAAGGACUGCCACGUGGCUGUGCACUGCGGCAAGGUGGACACCAACACCCACGGCAGCGGCUUCCCGGUGGGAAAAUCAGAACCGUUUUCAAGACACGGAUGGAACCUCACCGUCCUCCCCAAUAACACAGGCUCCAUCCUGCGUCACCUUGGUGCUGUGCCUGGAGUGACAAUUCCCUGGCUAAAUAUUGGCAUGGUCUUUUCUACCUCAUGCUGGUCUCGAGACCAAAACCACCUUCCCUACAUUGACUACUUACACACUGGUGCUGACUGCAUUUGGUAUUGCAUUCCUGCUGAGGAGGAGAACAAGCUCGAGGACGUGGUGCACACCCUGCUGCAAGCCAACGGCACCCCCGGCCUGCAGAUGCUCGAGAGCAACGUCAUGAUCUCCCCGGAGGUGCUGUGCAGGGAGGGGAUCAAGGUGCACAGGACCGUGCAGCAGAGCGGCCAGUUCGUCGUCUGCUUCCCGGGAUCCUUUGUGUCCAAAGUGUGUUGCGGCUACAGCGUCUCUGAGACCGUGCACUUCGCCACCACCCAGUGGACGAGUAUGGGCUUCGAGACGGCCAAGGAGAUGAAGCGUCGCCGCAUAGCUAAGCCGUUCUCCAUGGAGAAGUUACUCUACCAGAUCGCACAAGCGGAAGCGAAAAAGGAAAACGGUCCCACUCUCAGUACCAUCUCAGCCCUUCUGGACGAGCUCAGGGACACGGAGCUGCGGCAGCGGCGGCAGCUGUUCGAGGCCGGCCUCCACUCCUCCGCCCGCUACGGCAGCCACGAGGGCAGCAGUGCCGCGCCCGACGGGAAGAAAAAGCCUCGGAAGUGGCUGCAGCUGGAGACCUCGGAGAGGAGGUGUCAGAUCUGUCAGCACCUGUGCUACCUGUCCAUGGUCGUGCAGGAGAGCGAGAAUGUGGUCUUCUGCCUGGAGUGCGCCCUGCGCCACGUGGAGAAGCAGAAGUCCUGCCGCGGUCUGAAGCUCAUGUACCGCUACGACGAGGAACAAAUUAUCAGCCUGGUCAAUCAGAUCUGUGGCAAGGUAUCUGGUAAAAACGGCAGCAUUGAGAACUGUCUCGGUAAACCCACACCAAAAAGAGGGCCCCGCAAGAGAGCGACGGUGGACGUGCCGCCCUCCCGGCUCGCCGCUGCCUCCUCCUCGUGAAGACGCCAGCACCGUGGGCCGGGGAUAGAUAUUUUUCUGUAAUUAUUAUAUUCUAGUUUGGAGUACUGGCUGUAGGAUACAAGCUGUCUUUGCACUAGCUCUGAAGAAGAUUUUCUUCUGGUUUUAGAGAACUAAUUUUGUUUUAGCAUUAAACUGUUGAACUUUUUUUGUACUUAGAAUACCUAGAUACUGCAGUCAGAUUUUUGAAACUGCCGUAUAUUCACUGUUUUAAAACCCUUGAGGGGCUGUUAUUAAUUUGUAUCGCCCCUUGUGGCUGACAAAAGCCUUUUUGUUUGAUUUUUGUUUUUUGUUUUUUGGUUUUGUUUUUUUUUGUAAUUGUUGUUGGGGGAAAAAAAGGCUUUUUAACCCAGUUUUGAAGAGGGUGAAGUUUGGAGAACAAAUUUUAAAACCAUCAGUAAUGUGAGCAGAUUUUUUUCUAGAGAGGAAAAGGGAUAGGAGACACACACACACACACACACACACACACACACACACACACACACGAAAGAAAUGGCUUUACUUUGGCUGUCUUUUCUUCUGUCGUGUGCAGGAUGUUUGUAAUUGUUAAAACCGGAGAAUCCCCAUUUUGUUUCUUUGGGCGGUUAUGGCAGCUGAAGGUGGACGUUGUUUCCUAACCAUAGGCAAAAUGAGGAGGUCGGAGUGACUAGGUUCUCUUUACCAGCACAUCACUAUGCAUCUGUUUAAGGAAAGAGAAGAAAAAGACUGCCUGCCUUGGAGGGGGUCACGUGAGGGAAACCUGUGCCUGAUUUCAUUAGGAAAUCCAUUCUGUUAUUUUUUGGUGCUGUUGGCUACUUUAUCAAAAAACCCUUCAAUAGCAUCCUUAAGAAAAAAAAAAAAGGAAAAAAGUGAUUGAAGCCGUUAAGUGCUUCUUUGUCAUGGAUGUGCAAUCUUUCUAACAUUCCGUCUUCAUCUCACAGCUUGUUGUUUUACACCUUCACAGGUCAGCAUUAAUCUUUCUUUUUAAACUCGUUUUGUUGGUGAUCACAUCUAGAGCCACUAGGAGGUCUGCCGUUCUUUUUGAAUGUGAAAAUGUAUCUGCCCUCAUCUGGUCUAUUUUUUCUCUUCAUGUUGUAACAAAAAGAAAAAAAAAAAUCCCGUCCCUUUUGUACAUACGCCUGUAAAUUGUUUUAAAUACUUGAGCCUUUUUCUGGGUGGGGGAGGGGAGGGGGUGAGAAGACGAGAUGAAGAAAAGCCUUACACUUCAGUUUCUUCAUCGGUUGGAUUGGAUGCUUACAGGGUUUUUCUUGUAACAUUUAUAAGUGCUGCUUACAUCACUGAACAACAACAAAAAAAAUAAUAAUGGAGUAGCUGUUGCCCUUCUCCGGUUGUGUGUACAGUAUGUGUGGAAUAAAAAAGGGAAACUGUUUCCACAA